Vicugna pacos (alpaca) is the source of this 1650-nucleotide messenger RNA. NCBI's taxonomy places the organism in Eukaryota, Metazoa, Chordata, Mammalia, Artiodactyla, Camelidae. The record is from RefSeq and is a predicted model, not a curated record.
AUGAAUAGGCCCGGGGGUGGGAGGGUGGACUCCGAGGCCCAUGGGCUCCGCCACCCCACGGAGGCCAACUGCCGGCCCCCUCGCCUGGGAGCGACUGUUGGGCCCCGAGGCCAGGUCUGCAGCGCCAGCGGGAACUCCUUGUGGGCCGUGAAGAAAGUCCCCCGGAAGGCCACCCACAGCGACUCAGCGGCCCAGGGGCCCAGAUGCGCAGGGAGCAGCUCGCUGAGUCAAGUGGAUGAGUGCGACCGGAGGAUGAUCGGGAGCUCCUCCGGGCUGUUCGCGGCCUCCCUGGGCAACCUGGAAUGGCUGCGGAUGUGUCAAAAUGAGGACUGCGGAGAAAUCCGACUGGAUGACAAGGGUUUCACUGUCAUCCACUUUGCAGCCCAGAGCGGCAGGCUUGCAUGCCUGCAGGUCUUGGUAGAGGAGUACAAGUUUCCCGUGGACCUGCCCACCAACAGUGGCCAGACACCCCUGUACCCUGUCAUCCACCGUAACGACGAGGCCAUGGCCCUCCCCUGCAUUCACUAUCUGAUCACGCAAGGGGCGGCCCUCAAUACUCAGACAUGCGACGGCUCCACACCCCUGCGCCUGGCAGCCCGCCAGGGCCUGCUGAGCUGCCUGAAGCAACUGGUACAGGAUGGCACCAAUGUCCACGCCCCAGACGCCAUGGGCUGCAAGCCCAUGGACUACUGCAAAAUAUGGAACCACCGCGACUAUAUCCGGUUCUUGAAGGAUGCCAUGUGGAAAAAGGACAAGAAAGAUGUCUGUGAGAUGGGGAAACUGAAGAGUCUCAAGGACCAGCUGGCCCUCAUGAAGCAGGACUUCCUGGCUGAGGAUCAAAAAAAGAAGCAAAUUUUGAGAGAAGCUAAUUUCGAGAAGUGGCUCCUUUGCAAGCAGCAGCCGCAAGGCCAAUCCCUGGUCCACAACACUCAGCAAGAGCCCCAUACCCCACCCCAGGCCAUCGCCCUCUCCAAGACCCCCACGCGCGGGGACCCCCAGGGCUUCCACCUCUCCCGGAAGGAACGCCUGAUACAGAUGGGGCCCAAGCCGCCCUCAGUGACGCCUGCUGCCAUCAGCAAGCAGCUCACUGGCAGGCGGCCCAAGGUGUGGAAUCCCAGCAACAAACUUACAAGGCCCCCCACCACCCAGAUCGGCUACCUACCGGGCAUCCGCCUGGGUGUGCAUCCCGACCCCAGCCCUGAGCACGACUUCAGCAACUUCCUAAAGGUGAGGGCCGAUGCUGGUGGUGUGAGCCUGCCCACCGUGUCUGGCCUCCAGGUGGCGUCCGUGCCUCGGCUGCCUUCAGAGGUGAUCAUCCGUGAGCUGUUCCCUUCUGUGCAGCCACACAGGAUGAAGGUGCCCCAGGACUUUUCCUCUGUCACCUUGAGAGACAUCCCCCGGAAGCGGCGCUUGGGUCCAGAAGGUGGUGACGGCACCUUGUGGACUGACACUGUGACUAUGUGCCUGCGAGAGACUGACGGAUCCUUCCUGGCAGCUGUGCGAGCCCAUCAAGGGCUCCCCACUCUGCCCUCCCCCAGACCACCUCCCACUUACACUUAUUUCGCUCUGCUGGAAUGCAGUCUCCCUUUCCUGAAGCCAGCAAACCUGACUUUGUUGGACUUGGGGUUUGUGCUCAUGGCCUUUGGCUGA